Racocetra fulgida is the source of this 335-nucleotide messenger RNA. The record is from the annotation of a GenBank genome assembly. Lineage: Eukaryota; Fungi; Glomeromycota; Glomeromycetes; Diversisporales; Gigasporaceae.
UACUUUAUACGUGUCUCUAUUUGCCUGAACUUGUCAAUAUGAGCACCCUUGAUCAGCAGAACUCUAUUCUUAAGAUUUGCUCUGAAAAAUAUAGACAAAACAAAAAAAAAUAUGAAGAAGAAAUAUUUCCAAUUCUCUUAAAACUAGCCGAGCUGGGGUCAUAUCCAGAAGCCGAAUAUUUUUUGAGUCUCUUGUGUAUUAAUAAACAAGGAAUUGCAAAAGGAGAAAAUGCGCAAAAUUUAGAAUACGUUAAACAUUCUAAUAAAUGGUUGCAACAGGCUGCUGAAAAAGAACAUGCUGAAGCAAAGGAAUUGUAUUAUAAAAUUAAAGAUUAA